This is a messenger RNA of Labeo rohita (rohu), 1178 nucleotides long. RefSeq names its product ribonuclease inhibitor. Gene Ontology annotation, molecular function: protein binding. The record is from RefSeq and is a predicted model, not a curated record. NCBI's taxonomy places the organism in Eukaryota, Metazoa, Chordata, Actinopteri, Cypriniformes, Cyprinidae. The transcript has 7 exons. The coding region runs from base 170 to 1090 and encodes 306 amino acids.
CAUUGUCUUUUCUCUUUCUGUCUUCAGUCUGUGUAGAUGCAGAAUUACAGAGAAACAGUGUCUCAUCCUGACUUCAGCUCUGAAAUCAAACCCAUCACACCUGAGAGAACUGAACCUGAGCAGGAAUAAACUAGGAGACUCUGGAGUGAAAAACCUCAGUGAUCUACUGAUGAACACACAAUUCAAGCUGGAGAAACUAGGGUUAAGCAGCUGUGAAAUGACAGAUGAAGGUUGUUCUGCUGUGACUUCAGCUCUGAAAUCAAACCCAUCACACCUGAGAGAACUGAACCUGAGCUGGAAUAAACUAGGAGACUCUGGAGUGAAAAACCUCAGUGAUCUACUGAUGAACACACAAUUCAAGCUGGAGAAACUAGAUCUGCGUGGAUGCAGUAUUACAGAGGAACAGUGUCUCAUCCUGACUUCAGCUCUGAAAUCAAACCCAUCACACCUGAGAGAACUGAAUCUGAGUGAGAAUAAACUAGGAGACUCUGGAGUGAAAAACCUCAGUGAUCUACUGAUGAACACACAAUUCAAGCUGGAGAAACUAGAUCUGUGUGGAUGCAGAAUUACAGAGGAACAGUGUCUCAUCCUGACUUCAGCUCUGAAAUCAAACCCAUCACACCUGAGAGAACUGAACCUGAGUGAGAAUCAAAUAACAAACACAGGAGUGAAUCACUUAUGUGACGUACUGAAGGAUUCACACUGUAAACUGGAGAGACUGAGGUUAAGAUGGUGUGAAAUGACAGAUGAAGGUUGUUCUGCUGUGACUUCAGCUCUGAAAUCAAACCCAUCACACCUGAGAGAACUGAACCUGAGUGGGAAUAAACUAGGAGACUCUGGAGUGAAAAACCUCAGUGAUCUACUGAUGAACACACAAUUCAAGCUGGAGAAACUACAUCUUUAUAACUGUGGAAUUACAGAUGUUUCUUCUUUAACUCAGUCUUUGACAAACACAAAAGCACUGCAGUUUCUAAAAGAGCUUGAUCUGAGAGACAAUAAGAUUGGAGACUCAAAGCAGCAGCUCAUUGAUGUGCUACGAGACUCAAACUGUAAACUGAGUGUAGAUACAGAUGAUGAAUGCUGUAUAUGAUAAUUUGAAGUGGUCUUGAGAGGAGCAGUAAACAUCAGGUGAGGAUCCACAGAAGAGCUUCACUACUGUGUCUAUGAGGAGAAAGAAA